Ailuropoda melanoleuca (giant panda) is the source of this 1299-nucleotide messenger RNA. It is a transcript of the gene PMM1, whose product is annotated as phosphomannomutase 1. The record is from RefSeq and is a predicted model, not a curated record. The transcript is spliced from 8 exons. NCBI's taxonomy places the organism in Eukaryota, Metazoa, Chordata, Mammalia, Carnivora, Ursidae. Gene Ontology annotation, molecular function: phosphomannomutase activity. Gene Ontology annotation, cellular component: cytosol. The coding region runs from base 91 to 879 and encodes 262 amino acids. Gene Ontology annotation, biological process: GDP-mannose biosynthetic process; protein N-linked glycosylation; mannose metabolic process.
GCCCCUCCCAGGCCCCGCCUAAUCUAGCCUCUUUCCCAAGCAGCUCUCCCGGCCGCAUCCCUGGCCUCCGCCGCGCGCGGAGCUGCAGCCAUGGCGGUCUCCGGUGAGGGCGCCCGCAGGAGGGAGCGCGUCCUCUGCCUGUUUGACGUGGACGGGACCCUCACGCCGGCUCGCCAGAAAAUUGACCCCGAGGUGGCUGCCUUCCUGCAGAAGCUGCGAAGUAGGGUGCAGAUCGGUGUGGUGGGCGGCUCCGACUACUCUAAGAUUGCUGAGCAGCUGGGAGAGGGGGAUGAAGUCAUCGAGAAGUUUGAUUAUGUGUUUGCUGAGAAUGGGACCGUGCAGUAUAAGCAUGGACGACUGCUCUCCAAGCAGACCAUCCAGAACCACCUGGGGGAGGAGCUGCUGCAGGACUUGAUCAACUUCUGCCUCCGCUACAUGGCCCUGCUCAGACUGCCCAAGAAACGUGGAACCUUCAUUGAGUUCCGGAAUGGCAUGCUGAACAUCUCGCCCAUCGGCCGGAGCUGUACCCUAGAGGAGCGAAUCGAGUUCUCCGAACUGGACAAGAAGGAGAAGAUCCGGGAGAAGUUCGUGGAAGCCCUGAAAACAGAGUUUGCCGGCAAAGGGCUGAGGUUUUCUCGAGGCGGCAUGAUCAGCUUUGACGUCUUCCCUGAGGGCUGGGAUAAGCGCUACUGCCUGGACAGCCUGGACCAGGACAGCUUCGACACCAUUCACUUCUUUGGGAACGAGACCAGCCCCGGUGGGAAUGACUUCGAGAUCUAUGCUGACCCCCGGACCGUCGGCCACAGUGUGGUCUCUCCGCAGGAUACAGUACAGCGAUGCCGUGAGAUCUUUUUCCCAGAGACAGCCCAUGAGGCGUGACCAGGGCCCAGCCUGCACCUUGGGACUUCCAGAGAGUUCCACCCUGGCCUAAAGGAGCUCCUGGCCCUGGUGUUGGGUGGGGUACCAGGGCCCCUCCUCCUCUGGCUCAGGAUGACUGCCUCCUAUUACCUGCUGCAAGGCCCACCUUGAUGGGGCCAAGGUCCGUGUGGACAGCCGUCUCCAGCCAGUCAGCUCCUAGGGGGACUGGCUCCGUCCUCCACCCCGACAGCCCGGGGUGCAGUUGCUGCUUGUACUUGUAGACCGAAGAGAUUUCUUUCUACACCAGGAGUAGGCCUGCACUAGUGUUCAUACGAGAUAGAGCCCGCCCUGCUUGCCUGUCCCAGGCAGGGCUAGAGCACCAAGGAAGGUGCGUAUUUGCCAGAACUUUCUCUCACAAACAUUAAAGUUCCUGGAACAAGG